AUGUUAGCAAUUUUCCAGGGCAUUUCCGAUGAAACAAACGCGCUUUUGGACCAACGAAAUGUGGCAUUUCCCAACCUGCGAUCUCUCAACAUGAUAUCUAUGGAACUACUGAGCCAUCCUCCUCCACGCAGGAAGGUCGGUGUUGCAAGCAUGGACACUCGUAACGUACUCGUCUUGGGUGAGGAAGACUUGGAAGGAGAGGGUAUGCUAGGAUUGCGUGAAACCAGAGAGAGGACCAUCAUUGCCAUCACAUUCGAAUCAACAGCAGCCAGUUUUUGA
Molecule: messenger RNA, 279 nt
Organism: Cylicocyclus nassatus
Lineage: Eukaryota; Metazoa; Nematoda; Chromadorea; Rhabditida; Strongylidae
Source: the annotation of a GenBank genome assembly